AGAGAGAGAUGGAAGGAGAGAUCAACAACUUCAUCAAGGUAUGGCUCUCAGUCUUCACAUCUCUAUGCUACUGCUAUGGUAUAGCCAAGAUUGUACCCAAAGGCACACCAAGACUGCUCACAAUAGUCCCUGUGGUGUGUCUCUUCCUAGCUUUGCCUCUCAAUUUACACACUAUGCAUCUUGGAGGCACAAGCGCAUUCUUCAUUGCUUGGCUUGCCAACUUCAAACUCCUCAUGUUUGCAUUUGGUAAAGGCCCUUUAUCACACCCUUCAAUCUCUCUCCUACAGUUUGUUGCAAUCGCUUCUCUCCCAAUCAAAAUCAUACAAAACCCACCUCUUAAAACGUCAAAAAAAGGCCAUAAAUCGACUCUCAAUUAUGCUAUCAAAUUUAUUCUUUUGGUGUUGUUAGUCCGUGCGUAUGAUUACAGUGAAUAUUUACAUCCAAAGAUCACAUUUUUGCUGCAAUGCUUGCAUGUAUACUUUGCCUUGGAGAUCAUACUAGCGAUGAUUGCAGCCCUGGCUCGGACACUUUUGGGGUCGGAGUUGGAGCCCCAGUUCGACGAGCCAUACCUUUCAACCUCACUGCAAGACUUCUGGGGUCGAAGGUGGAACAUGAUGGUGAGUCGCAUUCUGCGCCCGACCGUGUACCAACUCACCCUCGGUCUCUCAACGGGACUUUUGGGCCGGAAAUGGGCCCCUUUACUAGCAGUUUUCAGUACAUUUAUGGCGUCGGGCCUGAUGCACGAGCUCAUAUUCUACUACUUGGGUCGCGCAAGGCCCACUUGGGACAUCACGUGUUUCUUCUUGCUCCACGGGCUGUGCUUGAUGGUUGAGAUUGCGGUCAAGAAGGUGGUCACGGACAGGUAUCAAUUGCCUCGGAUCAUCUCUGGGACACUGACGUUGGCUUUCGUGAUGAGUACUGGCUUUUGGCUGUUUUUCCCGGAGUUGUUUCGGUGUAAUGCUUUCGAAAGAGGGUCUGAGGAGUACGCGGCGAUGGGCUCGUUUGUGAAGAACAUUGGUCGAGCUUUAAUGUUUAAAUCUGUAAAUGGAACGAGUGUUUGGUCUAUUUAGUAGACACUUCACGUGUUGCCUGAACCACAUUCUUGGUAAUGUUCAUCCAAUAAAAAUGUACAAUUAAAUAAAACUAAUCACACCUACUUAUAAAUACCGCCCUGAACAAACUAU
This is a messenger RNA of Cornus florida, 1184 nucleotides long. Its product is annotated as acyl-CoA--sterol O-acyltransferase 1-like. Gene Ontology annotation, biological process: lipid metabolic process. NCBI's taxonomy places the organism in Eukaryota, Viridiplantae, Streptophyta, Magnoliopsida, Cornales, Cornaceae. The transcript has a single exon. Bases 9 to 1070 code for a protein of 353 amino acids. The record is from RefSeq and is a predicted model, not a curated record.